This is a messenger RNA of Spinacia oleracea (spinach), 2159 nucleotides long. RefSeq lists its product as uncharacterized. The transcript is spliced from 3 exons. The record is from RefSeq and is a predicted model, not a curated record. Lineage: Eukaryota; Viridiplantae; Streptophyta; Magnoliopsida; Caryophyllales; Amaranthaceae. Gene Ontology annotation, cellular component: membrane; endomembrane system. The coding region runs from base 832 to 1551 and encodes 239 amino acids.
CCGUUUUUUACCUAUGUGAUUUUGUUAGAAUAUUUGUGAUGAGUCUUGAACCUAUUUGUUCUGAUAUAGCAUUGUUGGUGUAGGUGUUAGGUGUUGGUGUUAGGUGGCCAUAUUUGUUCUAACUCAUUUAGAUUUUUUCCUUGAAAUUUUGAAUUGCUCAUGGAUUGAAAGUUUUAUCGUUUCUGCAAAUUCUUAAAGUUAAUCUUUUCUAAAAUCUAUUUUUUUGUAAAAUUAAUCAGAUGUAUUUAGUAAAAGUUGAAUUUUUAUCUCAAAUUUAAAUGUUUCGGUGAUUGCAUUUAAUCAUUGUCUUUAAUUUUUCUUUCAAAUUAUUCAUUUUUCUAUAUUUUUCCAUUUUUGUUUACUUGGCCGAAGAGGAAAUACUUAGAUAAGCUUUUGUUGUACCUCAUUCAUUUUCUAUAAAAUUACUCCGUAUUUGUGAAAUUGAAUUCCAAAUUUGCAUACUUGGUUCAGAAUUGUUAAUUAGGUUUUACAAUUUCACUGUUCAAUUCCUUAAUCAGUUAUUAGAGUCUGAUUAUUGAAAGUUUGAAAUAUGUUUAAUAAACUUUGUUUGAUGAAAUUGAAUUACUGAUCUUUGAAAUAUGUUUAAUAAACUUUGUUUGAUGAAAUUGAAUUACUGAUCCUCUAUUGUAACAAAAUCACAUAGCAAAGAUAUACAUCCUCUAUUUGUUGGAAGGUAAAAGCGUUUUUACAAGUCACACAUUGUGUUGCUCCUUUUUUCAUAAAGUACUUAGCUGCCUGACUAACUAUUUUUAGAAUCUUUGGUAAUUGUGUAACCUGCAUGGAGUGUGAUUUUUUAGUAUCUGCGAUUCUAUGGAGACAAUGAUUUUCCUUCUCUUUUCUGAAGUGGUUUGCUGUCACAUAACUUUUUUGUCUUAUUAUUUCAGCGUAGGAUUAAUUGUUCUUGGUGCAUUCAUUGCUGGUGCCCGAGAUCUGUCUUUUGAUGCUUACGGUUAUGGAAUUGUAUUUCUGGCCAAUAUUACUACGGCUAUAUGCCUUGCAACUAUUGCUCGAAUUGGUGAUACAUCAUUGUUCUCAUUCAUUUGCCUUAUAUUCUGUAUGAUUUCUUAUAUUAAUGCUUAUAUAACCAUUUUUCUCCCAGGAAAGUUCAGUGGCCUUAAUAGUUUUGAACUUAUGUGGUGUAAUGGUAUUCUUUGUGGACCAAUAUUGCUGUUUUGGACUUAUGUGAGAGGUGACAUGGAUCUCACCUUCAACUUUCCGUACUUGCUAUCACCUGAUUUUCUGUUUGUAGCUCACAUGCCUUGGCGUCAAAUGACAUACAAGUUUUUGAAAACCAUUAUUGACGAUCUCUUUGCCUUUGUAAUCAAGAUGCCCACACUUCACCGGCUUUUAGUUUUCCGUGAUGGUAAUACUAAUUUAACACUCCUGAACAUCUUCGUUUUGCUUGAUUAUUUAAGUUGCACCCCCUUGAAACAAAAUUUGGGAGUUCUUGAAUUCUUGAUCAUUUAUUCUUGGAGGGAAAAAUUGGAAAACAACACACUUUCUGAUUUUCAAAGCCAGAGAAUGUUCUAAAACCUGUUUGCAAGCUCAAAAUGUUUACAUGGCUAUUGUUUCAAGAUAAAAUUAAAACUUCUACUUCCCCUUUAACUUUCUACAAGAUUUGUUCAAACUAUUAUAGUUUUGUUUGUUUUUCUAAACCUUAGCAAUCAAAUUGAGUCAGAUGGAGUAGUAUUACAGCAUUGGAGAUGAUGAUUGUGAUUGUAUUGUGUUUAUGGUUGAUUUUAACUUGCUUCGGUUUCUACAGAUUUCAUAUUUUUUGUAUAUGUUUAUCAAAGAUGGAAAUACCCAGUUGACAAAAAGCGGAUGAAUGAGUUCGGUUUUGGUGGUGAGGACGACAGUCAGUCUUCCGAGGCCAUUGAAGGGACAAAGAAGGGAUUUUAACUUCCAUAUUUUGAAUUACUCAAUAUUACAAAUUUGCCUCUCAUCAGAACAGGCUAGCUGAUUUCUUUGAACGCCAAUAUAACCACAUUUAUAUACUUAGUUUUGUUGGGUUCAGUUUUAUGACAGAUGUGCUGAAAUUAAGGCUUUAACUCUUUAAGCCUCAUAGUUCAUAUUUUAAUCAUCCUUUAUCUUUUGGUGAUUGCAGAGUGUUCAUCUUAAAGUCGCAUAAUUAUUGCUGC